This is a messenger RNA of Rasamsonia emersonii CBS 393.64, 1170 nucleotides long. Its product is annotated as Alpha-1,6 mannosyltransferase subunit (Mnn9). Lineage: Eukaryota; Fungi; Ascomycota; Eurotiomycetes; Eurotiales; Trichocomaceae. The record is from RefSeq and is a predicted model, not a curated record. The transcript is spliced from 2 exons. Bases 1 to 1170 code for a protein of 389 amino acids. Gene Ontology annotation, biological process: cell wall mannoprotein biosynthetic process; protein N-linked glycosylation. Gene Ontology annotation, cellular component: mannan polymerase complex. Gene Ontology annotation, molecular function: alpha-1,6-mannosyltransferase activity.
AUGGCCGUUGCACGCUCCCUGCGACGGACCAGUCCCAUCACCCUCCUCCUGGCCGCUCUCCUCGCCUUCGGCUUCCUCUUCUUCCUGCUUACGCCCUCGGCUUCGACGUCGGUCUCGGCCCAGCAAAGACAGGAGGAUGCUGCCGACCAUCCUCUCUCCCCUCCGACGAAACCGUUCUUGAAAAAGCAGCCAUCCAGGGCGAAUGGGCAGCAGGCGCCACCACCUGUCGUGCACUACAACCUGAACGAGCUCAAGGCGACGGACAACCCGGCCGCGAAUGGCGAGCGCGUGCUCAUCCUGACGCCCAUGGCGCGUUUCUACCAGGAAUACUGGGACAAUCUGGUCAAGCUGGACUAUCCGCAUGAGCUCAUCUCGCUGGGCUUCAUCCUGCCCAAGAACAAGGAAGGGAAUGCCGCCACGGCGGCGCUGCAGGCCGCUGUCGCCAAGACGCAGUCGGGCCCGAUCGAUGACCGGUUUGCGAGCGUGACGAUUCUGCGGCAGGACUUUGACCCGCCGCUCGUGUCGCAGGACGAGAAGGAGCGGCACAAGAUGGAGAACCAGAAGGUCCGGCGCGAGUCGAUGAGCCGGGCGCGCAACAGUCUGCUGUUCACGACUCUGGGGCCGGCCACCUCGUGGGUGCUGUGGCUGGACGCGGACAUCGUGGAGACGCCCCGCACGCUGAUCCAGGAUCUGGCCAAACAUGACAAGGCGGUGAUUGUGCCGAAUUGCUACCAGCGAUACUACAACACGGAGAAGAAGCAGAUGGACGUGCGUCCGUACGACUACAAUUCGUGGCGGGACAGCGAGACGGCGCUGCAGAUGGCAUCCCAGAUGGGGCCGGACGAGAUUCUGCUAGAGGGCUAUGCUGAAAUGGCCACGUACCGGUCGCUGAUGGCGUACAUGGCGGUCGAGGGCGGCGAUCCGCACCGCGAGGUGCAGCUGGACGGGGUGGGAGGCACGGCUCUGAUGGUGAAAGCGGAGGUGCACCGGGACGGCGCCAUGUUCCCGGCUUUCCCGUUUUAUCAUCUGGUUGAGACGGAGGGUUUUGCGAAGAUGGCGCGGCGUUUGGGGUCGCCUCUUCAGACGAUAUAUUUCAAAUCAUCUCCCGCAGACGAUGUACCUCCUACUAACGUCGAAUUUCUAUCACAGGUGUACCAUUAUAACGAGUGA